AGAUACCGUCCAGGAGGAUACCAUCCGAUCAACAUAGGAGAGUGGUUGAAUUCCCGAUACUAUAUCGUGUAUAAGCUUGGCUUUGGCGUAUACUCAACUCUAUAGAUGGCACGAGAUCAGAAAACUAACAAAUAUGUCGCCAUCAAAGUCACCAUCGCAGAUAGUGAUCCAGCGCAGUCGCAGGACAGAAAUAUUCUCCAUCGACUCAAUACUGCAGAUUCGAAGACCAAGUCCCAUCCCGGCCGCGCAAGCAUUCUACCGAUACUGGAUGGGUUUAUUAUCCCCGGACUUAAUGGUGACCACCAGUGUUUGGUCACACCAGUUGGGAUGAUGAGCCCAGCCGAGGCCAAAGAUGCCUCAUCAUUCCGACUGUUUCAAUUGCCGAUGGCCAGAGCUUUCUCUGCCCAACUGGUCCUAGCCGUGGCAUGUUAGUGAGUCUGUCUGUCACUGCUCACCCAUGGUAUUGGUUAAUAGUUGCGGUACUGGUAUCCCCAGAAUGCCUUUUUCAGUUUCGCUCCUCAGACGCUAGAUGUGUCUGAGUCCCAGUCGAUGUCGCAGGUAGUCUCCGGGUCAAAGUAGCAGCCGAACAUAUCCUCAUCCGCUAGGUCGUUUGCUUCUACUCGGCACUCCGUAGGUAGCUCGCUCAUAUUACUACUUUAAUCAUAGCCGGAAAUA
Molecule: messenger RNA, 675 nt
Organism: Aspergillus uvarum CBS 121591
Lineage: Eukaryota; Fungi; Ascomycota; Eurotiomycetes; Eurotiales; Aspergillaceae
Exons: 1
Coding region: 106-432 (108 amino acids)
Source: RefSeq, a predicted model, not a curated record